AUGCUUUUACGUCUAGCCUAUUGCCUUGGCAACCUAGCUGCCCGCUGCUCUACUGCACGCACUGCUUUCCUACCGGAUUCGAGGAGAUUGGCUGAAGUGAGGCAUGUUUACCGUGAGCACUGGGAGCGGUUGCUGGGCCACUAUUCUGGCUCGACAGAACCUGGGGACAGGCAGAAUCAGACGGCCGCUGCUAAGAGCUAUGGUAGGCCUAGUUCCAUUGAUAAACAUGUUGACUGCACCAUAUUCUGUCACUUGUUGUAG
This is a messenger RNA of Protopolystoma xenopodis, 261 nucleotides long. The record is from the annotation of a GenBank genome assembly. Lineage: Eukaryota; Metazoa; Platyhelminthes; Monogenea; Polystomatidea; Polystomatidae.